Molecule: messenger RNA, 1338 nt
Organism: Capronia epimyces CBS 606.96
Lineage: Eukaryota; Fungi; Ascomycota; Eurotiomycetes; Chaetothyriales; Herpotrichiellaceae
Product: diphthamide biosynthesis protein 1
Exons: 2
Coding region: 1-1338 (445 amino acids)
Biological process (GO): protein histidyl modification to diphthamide
Molecular function (GO): 2-(3-amino-3-carboxypropyl)histidine synthase activity
Source: RefSeq, a predicted model, not a curated record
AUGGAGACGGAGCAGCCGUCGAUGCCGGGCGCAUUUCCGGGAUCUGGAGACAACAUCCCCGCCAGCAGGACCCCGAAGAGACGCUUCGUGGGGAGGAGGACCGCAGAAGCGCAGGCAAGACAGAGACAAGAUGCAAGUUCGUCAGUGGAGGAGACGACUGCUGUCGUUGCGAGAGCCCAGCGCAAGACGCCGCGGGCUUUGAAUCAAGUGCCACAAGACAUCCUCGACGACGCCGACAUCCAGGCCGCCGUCGGCUUACUACCUCACAACUACAGCUUCGAGAUACCAAAAACCAUACACCGAAUCCGGACUCUGCAGGCGAAAAGAGUCGCCCUUCAAUUCCCGGAGGGCCUCCUUAUGUUCGCCACCACCAUCUCCGACAUCCUGACGCAGUUUUGUCCCGGGACGGAGACUCUCAUUAUGGGCGAUGUCACAUAUGGCGCAUGCUGCAUCGAUGACUACACAGCGCGAGCCUUGGGCUGCGAUCUGCUGGUCCAUUACGCCCACAGCUGCCUGAUACCGGUGUCGUCCAGCAAGAUCGCCACCCUCUACAUCUUCGUGGACAUUUCUAUCGACAUCAAACAUCUGGUGAGCACACUGUCUCGAAACAUUCCGCCGGGGAAAACGAUCGCCAUGGUGGGUACAAUCCAAUUCAACUCCACCCUGCAUACAAUCAGACCGGCGCUCGAGGCCGAGGGUCUGAAGUUGGUGGUGCCCCAAGUCAUGCCAUUGAGCAAGGGCGAAGUGCUGGGCUGUACCGCUCCCAAAAUCACUCCAGAUGCAAACGUUGAUCUGAUACUCUACCUGGGAGACGGCCACUUCCACCUGGAAGCUGCGAUGAUUGCGAAUCCCGAUAUUCCUGCCUAUCGAUACGACCCAUACUCGCGCAAACUGACCCGAGAGACAUAUUCCCACGAGGAGAUGCUGGCCAUGCGAUCUGCUGCCAUCAACACGGCGAAAAAAGCAAAGAAGUGGGGUCUGAUACUGGGUGCUUUGGGGCGGCAGGGAAAUCCUCAUACAAUGACCAUGAUUGAAAGCCAUCUGAACGAACAGGGCAUACCAUAUGUCAACCUUCUCCUCAGUGAGAUCUUCCCGGGGAAGCUGGCCCUGUUCGAGGACGUGGACUGCUGGGUGCAGAUUGCCUGUCCUCGGUUAAGCAUUGACUGGGGCUAUGCGUUUCCUCGACCGUUACUGACGCCGUAUGAGGCUUUGGUGGUGUUGGGCGAGAGACAAGGCUGGGAAAAGGAAGGUGGAACAUAUCCGAUGGAUUUCUAUGCCAACAAUGGACUGGGCAGGGUGACAGAAAAGCUUGCUACCCGAGUAGGGAUCUCUGUGUGA